AUGGGAAACAACAGACUGCACUUUCUGCUCAUCAUCAUCGGAUUACUGCAAUCAUCCAUGAUGAUCGCCACGACAACCUUAAACAGGGUUAGUCUGACAGACAAGGCUGCACUUGUAACCUUCAAGUCCCGGUUGUUGUUGGAUCCCGACAGCGUCUUGGCAACGAAUUGGUCGGAAACGAGCUCUCACUGCAGCUGGGUCGGCGUUUACUGCGGCCGCCGGCAUGAUAGAGUGACAGCCUUGCUUCUUCCUAGUAUGGGUCUCAGAGGAACCAUUGCUGGAGACAUAGGAAACCUGUCUUUCCUGGUUUCCAUCGACAUUAGCGACAAUAGCUUUUAUGGACAUGCCCCGGAAGAACUUGGGCGGUUGAGGCGGCUGAGGAGUUUGUUUAUGGACACCAAUCAACUUUCUGGGAACAUUCCGGCAGCUUUUGGGUUGUUGACUAAUCUUCGAGUUCUCAACAUGUCACAAAACUAUCUCAGUGGAAAUAUGCCAAAAGAAAUAGGGAACUUAUCAGCCCUGCAACAGUUAGCUCUAGGGAGGAAUAAUCUCACAGGGAAUAUAUGGAGUGAAUUUGGGAACUUAUCAUCACUACAAAGAUUAUUACUUUUUGUGAACAACUUGGCUGGUACUAUUCCAGCUUCAAUUGCCAAUCUGUCAAACUUGGAGGUAUUUGAUAUUGCGCAUAACAGUAUCAAUGGAGACAUUCCUUAUGAACUUGGGCACCUAUCAAGUCUGAAAGCAUUUCAUCUUAAUUUCAAUAGUUUUGAGGGUGAAUUCCCAAGGCCAUUGUUGAACAUAUCAGGGUUGCAGAAGAUUGCUCUUAUAGGCAACACCUUUUCUGGGAAUCUUCCACCAGACUUAGCUUACAGGCUUCCGAAUAUCCAAGGCCUUUUUCUAGCUAUCAACAACUUCAGUGGAAACAUUCCUCCCUCUAUCUCAAAUGCCUCUAAACUUGAAAAUUUGGAUCUUGGAAGAAAUUUCUUGAGUGGAUAUAUCCCUACAACUUUUGAAAAUUUAGAUAAGCUUUUGUUCCUCAGCAUGCAGUUUAAUCGAUUGAGAAAGGAUCCAUCAAGCCCUGAGCUUGGCUUCCUUGCUUCCCUGAUGAAAUUGAAGCAACUCAAAACUAUACAGAUAGGAAACAAUCCAUUGAAUGGAACUUUUCCAAGAUCCUUCCCUGUUGGUAAUCUAUCCAUGUCUCUUAUGACAUUUCUUGCGGCUUCGAGUGGCAUUAGAGGCCAAAUUCCUAUUGAAAUUGGGAACAUGACCAAGCUAUUCUGGCUUGGCUUAGAUGAUAAUUAUUUGACUGGAAUGGUUCCAACAACAUUGGGAAAUCUACAACAAAUGCAAAGGAUAAAUCUAGGAGACAAUAGGUUAGAUGGAACAAUCCCAGCCAACAUAUGCAAUUUGAAGGAUUUAUAUUUCCUGGGAUUGCACAACAACAAGCUUUCAGGGAGGAUACCAAGCUGCCUGGGAAAUCUUUCUUCACUCACACAAUUAUACCUACAUUCAAAUCAAUUUUUUUCUAGUUUGCCACCAUCCUUAUGGUUGAAUAACAAAAUCCAAAUUUUAGAUUUGUCUUCAAAUCAUCUCAGUGGCUCUAUAUCCCUCAAUGUCGGUUCGUUGAGCAGCAUUACAGAGUUAUAUCUAUCAUCAAAUCAGUUCACUGGUGAGAUUCCAAGCACUUUAGGGCAGCUACAACAUUUAGUAAAUCUUUCAUUGUCAAUAAACAUGUUACAUGGUCAUAUACCUGAAUCAUUUGGCAGCUUAGUAGCCCUAGAAUACUUGGAUCUUUCACAGAAUAAUCUUUCCGGUGUCAUUCCCAUGUCCUUGGAGAAACUUCAGUAUCUCGUCUAUUUAAAUGUUUCUUUCAAUCAUCUUACUGGGAAAAUACCUGAUGGAGGACCUUUUAGAAACUUCUUUACUCAAUCUUUUAUGGGUAAUGAUGCUUUAUGUGGGUUGCAGCUUGGAGCUUGUGAAAGUCCUGAACAUGGGGAGCUAAGAAAAGUGAGGAGUUUGUUAAAGUAUGUUCUACCAACACUUGGACUGAUACUACUUAUAGCCAUUUUUGUGAUUGUGGCGUUAAGAUCACAAAGCAAAAACACAAAGUUUCAAGACGGAACUAGUCUAGAGCCUCGUCAUUUCAUGCGCAAGAGGAUCUCAUACUAUGAUAUGCUCCGGGCAACAGACAACUUUGAUGAAUGUAAUUUGAUUGGGAGUGGAUGCUAUGGUUCAGUGUACAAGGCGAAAUUUGUUGAUGGGGCGAUUGCUGUUGUGAAGGUGUUUAACCUGGAUUCGCGGGGUGCAUUCAAGAGCUUUGAUACAGAGUGCGAAGCAAUGCGUGACAUUCGCCAUAGGAAUCUUGUUAAGGUCAUUGGCAUUUGCUCCAACCUGGAUGUUAAAGCCUUGGUUCUUGAAUACAUGCCAAAUGGAAACUUGGAAAGGUGGCUUUACAGCUUCAACUAUUGCCUGGAUUUUGUUAAAAGGCUGGAAAUCAUGUUAGAUGUGGCAUAUGCACUAGAGUAUCUGCAUCAUAAUUAUUUGCACCCUAUGGUGCACUGUGACUUGAAGCCCAGCAAUGUCCUUUUAGAUGAAGACAUGGUUGCACAUUUAGGUGACUUUGGCAUAGCCAAAAUCUUGACCCUACAGAAUCAGGCUGCACAAACAGAUACAUUAGGCACCAUUGGGUAUAUGGCACCAGAGUAUGGAACAGCUGGAAUAGUUUCUACAAUGGGGGAUGUUUACAGCUAUGGGAUUCUUUUGGCAGAAACUUUUACAAGAAAGAAACCCACAGAUGAAAUGUUCUUUGGUGAUCUAACAAUGGAAAGAUGGAUUUCUGAAUCAUUUCCUGGGAACAUUAUGCAGAGAGUGGAUGGCAAUUUGGUGGUGGAGGGUGAAAAGAAUUUUGCAAUGAAGCAAAUUUUCCUAAAAUCAAUCAUGGAGUUGGUUCUUCAAUGCACACAGAACUUACCUGAGAAUAGAAUCAACAUGAAACAAGUAGUAGAUGCACUUAAGAAGAUCAUUUCCAAGUUUCACCAAAAUUGA
This is a messenger RNA of Ipomoea triloba (trilobed morning glory), 3045 nucleotides long. Its product is annotated as probable LRR receptor-like serine/threonine-protein kinase At3g47570. Gene Ontology annotation, molecular function: protein binding; ATP binding; protein kinase activity. The transcript has 4 exons. Gene Ontology annotation, biological process: protein phosphorylation. The record is from RefSeq and is a predicted model, not a curated record. NCBI's taxonomy places the organism in Eukaryota, Viridiplantae, Streptophyta, Magnoliopsida, Solanales, Convolvulaceae. Bases 1 to 3045 code for a protein of 1014 amino acids.